Molecule: messenger RNA, 8100 nt
Organism: Eriocheir sinensis (Chinese mitten crab)
Lineage: Eukaryota; Metazoa; Arthropoda; Malacostraca; Decapoda; Varunidae
Gene: stau
Product: maternal effect protein staufen-like
Exons: 18
Coding region: 185-3622 (1145 amino acids)
Source: RefSeq, a predicted model, not a curated record
UCAUCAUCAGCUCGGCCCGCCCCGCACCCAGCAUGGCCGCACACUAGUCUGUAGGAUACCCGUCUCUGUUUGCUAUACGUUUCUCCACUAAGUAUUACCCCCCUACGCCUCUGAUUUCACUUCAACCUUAAGUACUCGUAUAUUCCUGUGGGUUGACGUGAAGUGAGAGGCUUCAAGUGUAAGGAUGGCGCAGGUCCCAAUGCGCAUGGCUCAGCCUAGCCUGGUGCCGCCCCAUCAGCAGCGACCCCCCAUGAUGGUCUCCAUGACACAGCCACCUCCUGUAUCCAUGCAGGGUCUGGUGAGCAUGGCGCCCAUGAUGGCUCCCACUGGUGGGAUGGCUGUCAUGACUCAGGCCAUGAGUCACCCAGAGUCAGGUGUUGGCCCUGAUCACCACACCCUCAACACCCAGUACCACCACCACCACCCACACCACCACCAUGGCCCCCCUGGCCCUCAUCACCCUGGUCCUCCUCCACACCAUCCCAGUGGACCCCCUCAGCCUCCCCCCACAGGGCCACCCCCUCACACAGGCCCCCCACACUCCCAGUACCACCCUGCCCACCACCCAGCACAAGCCCCCCACCAUGGCCCACACCCCUCACAUGGACCACACCAUGGCCCACACCACUCUGCCCCUCACUCCAACCCUCACACUGGUCCCCACACUGCACCUCACACAGGGCCCCACUCUGGCCCACACUCGGGGCCCCACUCAGGGCCACAUUCAGGCCCCCAUUCAGGCCCUCACUCUGGUCCUCACACUGGCCCACACUCAGGCCCUCACUCUGGUCCCCACUCUGGCCCCCACUCAGGACCUCAUGGCGGGCCACACACCGGCCCCCAUGGAGGCCCUCACGGAGGCCCUCACAGCCAUGGCGGGCCUCACUCGGGGCCACACAUGGGACUUCACAGUGGCAGCAACAGUAGUGGGCCGCACGGUGGCCCCCAUGGUGGGCCGCAUGGGGGCCACCAUGGUGGGCCAACCCACAUUCAGGCUACAGCGGGGGUGACAGGCCCUCCCCACAUGACCCCACACUCUGUCAUGCACCACUCGGGCCCCCACCAGAUAGGUGGGAUGGGUAGUAGUGGUCCAGGAGGGAUGGGUACCUCACCUAGCAGUAGUCACCAGCAGCAACAGCAACCACAGCAACCUCAGCAUCAACAACAGCAUCAGCACCAGCAUCAGCAUCAUCAUCAACAGCCUCCACAGCAGCAACAACAGCAGCAACCCCCUCCUCAUCAUACACAAGUACAUCAGCAACCAAUGGCACAGACAAUGCAACAUCCACAGCAGCAAACACAGCCUCCAUUACAACCUCCACAGCCUCCUCAGCAGCAGCAACAGCCAACACAGCCACAGCAAGACAUGGUUGGCGGCAACAGUGUGGUGGGCCUCAGUCCCACAACCAAUGGAGUCAGUGUGAGCAGUGCCUCCUCCGCAAACUCUCCUCUCCCUGGCGUGGGCCCCUUAGGCACAGAUCCUUCUGCAUCUAGCAAAGAAAAGACUCCCAUGUGUCUCAUCAAUGAGCUGGCAAGGUAUAACAAGAUCCAACACCAGUACUGCCUCACGGAUGAAAAGGGUCCUGCCCACAAGAAGACUUUCACUGUAACGCUGCGCCUUGGAGAGAGUGAAGACUACACGGCGUCUGGGCCCAGCAUUAAGAAGGCCCAGCACUCUGCUGCAGCCAUUGCCCUGGAGAAGACACAGUUCAAGCAUCCUCCGCCAAAAACUCAGAGACAAAACAAACAAACUAAACUGACACCCACUGUUGAGCUAAAUGCCCUGGCCAUGAAGCGCGGGGAGGCAGCUAACUAUACUUUUAUGGAAACUCCUCGGCCUCCCAACCCAUACUUCAACAUGCCUCCCAACAUUAGAGCAAUGUACAAUCAGAAAUAUUAUGGUCGACCUCCCCUCUACCCUAUCUUCUUUGUGACUCUACGGGUGGGAACACGAGAGUUCAUUGGGGAAGGGACGACAGCACAGCAGGCCAAACACAAUGCUGCCUCUAAAGCCCUGAAGCUGAUGAAGACGCUACCCAUGCCAGAAAAUGCUGCCACUUGUACCCAGGGAGAUCUGUCAGACCUUGACCCCAAUGCUGAUUUGAAAUCUCCCAUAUCCCUGGUUCAUGAAAUAGCCCUGAAGCGAAACUUGAUGGUCACCUUUGAAGUGAUCAGAGAGUCUGGGCCGCCACAUGUCCGCACAUUUGUCACAGUCUGUAUUGUUGGAGAGUACCGCACCGAGGGGGAAGGAACCGGCAAAAAGGUGAGCAAAAAGAGGGCAGCAGAGUUGAUGCUUGAAGAACUACGCAAGCUGCCCGCCCUUCCCCCCACCACACUGGUUCGCAUUAAACGCAAACCCACAACCAAGAAAAAGAGCAGAAACCUCAUCAAGGUGGGUCAAGAGGAGCAGAAGGCAGCCCCAGAAUAUGGGCAGGGCAUCAACCCCAUCUCCCGCCUCAUCCAGAUCCAGCAGGCCAAGAAGGAGAAGGAGCCAGUGUACACUCUCCUGGCAGAGCGUGGGGUGCCGCGGCGCAGGGAAUUUAUCAUGCAGGUCACAGUGGGGACCCAGAAUGCUCAAGGAAGUGGGCCUAACAAAAAGCUUGCUAAGAGGGCAGCUGCUGAAAAUAUGCUGCAGCUGCUAGGCUACUCUCGGCCUCAGCCCCAGCCAGGAAAGUCUGCUAUCAAGACUGAUGGUGCUAACUCAGACCCUGACAAAACCAGAAAGGUGACUUUCUUGGAGGAUGGCGGGGACCAGCGUGGGUCAGAGGCAGCUGUGGUGGGGAGUGUAAAUGCCAUGGGACAGAUGGGAGGACCUGCAGUUGGAGGAGGUAGACAGUUGGUGCCUGGACUCAUCAUGAUGCCAGAUGGCUCAGCUCUCCAUGGCUUCCAACAGGUCCAACCUCAAGGAAUGGGGGUGGUGAGUGUUGGUCCGAUGGUUAACAUGCAGGCAACCGCAACAAUAGCCAAGGAAUUACUGAAGUCAGGGAAUUCUCCUACAGCAGAGGCCAUGAAGCAGAGCCUGCCCUCAACACCUCAGAACUCCCUCCAGGGACCUCCUCCAGCCAGCCAGCCAAACCUUCCACCACCACCACAGCAACAGUCUCCCAUGGCCGGGCCACCACAGCAGCCACCACAGCAACAGCAGCCACCCCCUCAGCAGCCCCCUCAGCAACCACCCCCACCCCCACAGCAGAUUCAACAACAGCAACAGCCCCCACCACAGCCGCAAGUUCCUCAGCAACAGCAGCAACCACAACAACAGCCACAGCAACAACAGCAGCAGCAUGUGCAAACUCAGCAGCAGCAGCAACCACAGCAGCAGCCACAGCAGCAGCAAACUAUAGUGAAUCAGAAUGCUGUACCCACCACCCAGGCAGUGCGAGCCAAGGACCAGCUGAUGUACCUUGCUCAGAUCCUAGGGCUGCAGGUUCAGUUCACAGAUUUUCCCAAGGGAAACAAGAGUGAGUACUUGAGUCUGGUGUCCCUCUCCACAAACCCUCCUCAUGUCUCCCAUGGUGCUGGCCCUACCAUUGAUGAUUCCCAUGAUCAGGCCUGCCUUACUGCCCUCCGAGCCCUAGCACAGAUGGGCCUGGACACUGUGACAGCCACUAAGCAGGAGUGAGGUGGUGGUGGCUUCACUUUGGACAAGAAGACCACAUCAACUUAGGCUGCCACCUUUUUACUGUUUCUGUUGCACAGCACAACCCUUUCUUUGUCCCCAAAUCUAUCAAAUUACUACUAAAUUUGCACAAAUGAAGACUGUAAUGAUUAUUCUUGAAGUUGCACAAAGGAUCCAUGGAAGUUAUUGUUAAAAAUUCAAGAGUUCUUAAGACCCUCUUCAUUUGCUUUGCAGUGUUUUUAUUGAUUUACUGUCAUACAAUUUCACCAGCUUUCUUUAAGGUUGAGUUGCUUUCAAAAGACAUUCAACUCAACCUUACAGAAUUUGGUUGGGUGGUCUUUCUUGUCCAGUCCUGCAGAUAUGACAAUUUGGGUGCAUCUUACACAUCUGAGAAGCUUACAUAGAUGUGUUUAUGCGGCUUGAUCAGUAUUCUGAGCCUUCUUUGCCUCCAUGAAAAGUGACCGCAACUGCCGAUCUUGCCGUAUAUUCUUUCUGUCUUCCUAUCCUCCCCUUCUAUGCAGAUCUCUCUUUCUAUAAUGCUCUUACAUGUCUAGUGAGAUCUGACCUAUCUUAUGGAGAAAACCUAAGAACAAUGUAUUUUAUUAUUUGGGAGAAACAGUAUGGCAAACAGGAUGUUGAGUGAUAUUGAGCUUUAGAUGUUUGUUAACUAAAGCUCUUUUUCCCCAAUAAGCCAAGGGAUCCUACACAAGUGUGUGGUGGCUCUCCUACAGGCUUUAGUGUGCUGGUGCUGGCUAUCUGGUCUCAUGUUGGAGAGGAGUGCUGGAGGGAGGGAGGAGACUACCCAGCCCAGCCCUCCCUCACACACUCCCGUAGUCUUAGCUUGGUAGUGUACAAGACCUGCCUUCCACACUUGCCCAAUAUUUAAUCACACUGAGUUGCACACAAUAGAUGCUGAUGCUCCUAGGUGCUAUUUAAUGCCCUGGGGAAGGUGAGGGAUAUUAUUUAUGCAAUAAUUGUUUUAUUUCUUAGUAUUAGCACUUGUAUAUAAUCAGCGAUGUUUCAGUGCAUGAGUACUUAUUCUGUGUCACAAUUAGGUUAUUUUGUGGCCACAAAAGGUUUACACAUUUCCAGGUGCCAAGUCACCUAGACAGAGUCUCUGCUUUAUUACUAGCACUUUAUAUAAUCAGGGGUGUUUCCAGUGCACACAGACUCUGCUUUAUAAUAAUCAGCUGAUAAAAAAGUAUUCACAUGUGGUGCUAAAUUUAAAUACUUGAAUGUCUGUUUAUCCUUAUGAUCAAUCCCUCUGGAGCAUCUGUAUGUUAUAUCUCACUAUAGUGAUGGGUGACUAAAUAUAUGGGUCAGUGGAGGUCACAGUGGGCAGGUUGUAGCCACUCCUGCUGGUCCCCAAAGGGUACCCGCUUCUGGCCCAUGUGGGGGCCUGAGCUGGAUGCCCUUACAAUGUACCAUGUGUGGGGCAAGAGUACCCUUGGCCACUGGGCUGGUGCCAUGGCUCGCCCAUACUGUACAUCAGCUGAGUGGGUCCUGUGCUCCAUUACUAGUACUUUUGGCCAUUUCUUACUGUUGUUUAUACUUCCUUCACUUCUUAUGGUUUAUCUGUGACAGUUCUUUGUUUAACUGUUUUUUCACAUGACAAGUGAAGUAUAGUGAGAUGGGAAAGGAAACAGAAACUCAACCGGGUUAGCUUACAGCAAGGAGUGGCUGAGGUUGAUACUUAAUGGGGCACAGUGCACCACGUGAGUUGUACAUUGUUGCAAGUGUUGGCUUGGGCAGGUGACUAAAGGCAGGGGAACUAGAAAUUAUAUUAGCAUUCCUUUCUUCUUACUUUUAAGUAGACAAUUUAUUUAAGUUGCAUGCAAAAACUGUUACAUUUUCAUUGAGUUUGCUCUGAAACUAUUACUCAUGAAAUUACAAAUGUUAUUUUGUAUAAUGUUACAUUUUCAUUGAGUUUCCUCUGAAACUAUACUCUUAUGACAUUACAAAUGUUAUUUUGUAUAAUGUUACAUUUUCAUUGAGUUUGCUCUGAAACUAUUAGUCUUAUGAAAUUACAAAUGUUAUUUUGUAUAAUGGCCUACUUUUGAUGACUGAAUAUUUUGAGGAAUCUGUAGGUUUUCCCAAGACACUUAGCAUACUGUUCAAUUGUAACAGCUUUUUGGAAUGUGAAACAUAAUUAGUCUUUUGAUCUUUGUAAGGUUACUGUUUAUGCUGCCCUUUAAUAUGUGAACUAUUCUUGGCUAGAUUUUUGAACUAUCACUUAACAAUUUGUCAUUCUAGUAGCAUCUGUUGGUGUAGCAACCAACUUUGUGAGAAGUAUUAGAGCUCAAUGGACACUCCUAUACCAGCAAGUGGUGCUUAAAAAAUCUAUCGCCUGAGCAGUACCACUCUAAGGUCUGCCUCCAACAGAACCAGAUGAACCGGAUAUUUUAAAAGACUUAAGGCAUGAUAGUGUUACUUACCCAAUUCUUAUAAAUGUACUCCCUAAGACGAGGCACACAAGAGCCAGUUUUCAUGGGCAAGAAUUUGUCUUCCCACAAUGGGUGUGAAUUUCUGCCUGUGAUAACAAAGGAGUUGAAAUAGAGGUAGAUAACACUAUCAUGCUGUUGCGAUGUCACGUUUGUGAUACGUAACCAUUAUGAACACACGUGAAGACAACGGAAGACAGGGCCCAGCAUGGCUCAAGUCAGUAAAAGCUGAUGGUGUAAUGUAGUGAAAAGCACCAGCUUCCCCUGCUGGUAUAUUUAACAGUACUUCUUGCUUGAUAACAGAAGGGAACAUCAUAAUCAGUAGUCUUGCAGCAUUGUGCUACUGAAAUGGGCAAAGGAAAUUGCAAGAAUUAGUGACCGAAAAUUAUCCUCUUCUUACGUGGUUAAUAAGUUGGUAAUAAUCUAUAUUACUGAACAGUCGGGGAAACUGACACCUUUGCUUGGCUUCAUUACACCAUCAAGGCAGUGGCUUGUCUGGCCAAGAUAGAUGAAUUGAUGACCCUUUUGUGUUCCAUACUACCAAAGUGGUCGGUAAGGUUCUCUCUCCCUCAUUAUUACUUUGGAAAGUGAAUCUUACCAAGUUCCAACAGGAAGAAUGGUGAGCUUCAAGCGAUGGCUGUUUGUGGUGGAGCUACGAGGGUUGUGCCCCCACCUGCCGUGCUGGAGGCAAACAUUGUAGCUGCACUACGAGCACUCAACCAAAAUGUUUGUGGUGGAGCUACAAGGGUUGUGCCCCCACCUGCCAUGCUGGAGGCAAACAUUGUAGCUGCACUACAAACACUCAACCAAAAUGUUUGUGGUGGAGCUAUGAGGGUUGUGCCCCCACCUGCCAUGCUGGAGGCAGACACUGUAGCUGCAGCUCAAACACUCAACCAAAAUGUUUGUGGUGGAUCUACAAGGGUUGUGCCUCCACCUGCCAUGCUGGAGGCAAACAUUGUAGCUGCAGCUCAAACAUUCAACCAAAAUGGAUAGGUGUCAUGUUUUCAUUUUGGUCAAUGGUUGAUGGGUCAUUCUUUGAGAAGAGUAAUUUUCUCUUUAUUAAAGUUAGAUAUUACUAUUUAGUGAUUGUGCAUUAACGGAUAUUUUGCUUUCCUUUUUUGUGUCUGUGCAUCAUUGUUCCAUUGGCACAGCACUGUCUCUGCUUGCAGUUUAGGAUUAGCCUGUUUAGAUGCUUGAGUAUUUUUGACUUUGCUGUUGUCUUCAUGUCUAUUCAUCUAGAUGAUGUCAGGCUUUGUGGGUGUGGUGGUGGUAAUGUAGCCAAUGUGGGGUGGGAUGUGACAUCCAUUGAUGUAAAAACUAUUACUUUAAUAACAGUGUAAUAAUAGUUAGUAAUACAAUUGGACUCAGUGUCAUAAUGUUGCAUAAUUUUUGUAUGUAAAGGAGAGAUGAAUGCUCACUAUAAACCUUGUGUUCAUUUAAUGAACAUCAGCUGCACCAGAGGUGCAUAUCAGUGGCUAAAGACUGCAAGCUACUAAGGUGCAGUAGUCAUAAUAUAAGGUCUGUCAGCACCAGGAAGGCCAGCACUUUACAAAGCUUGGAGCCAGCACUGGAACAUGGCUGUGGAAAGGUUGAGAUUCCUGGCACUCACUGUGAUUUGCUACAGUUCUCUUUGACAUACUGUAUUUGACGGCUUAUAAGACGCACUUUUUCUCAAAAAAGAAAAGAAAAUGUCCCUGCGUCUUAUAAGGUCAAGGUUCAGCUUUGGGUUACUGACUAGUGAAGUUUUAGUGCUGCAGUGGCACUUAAAUUAAACCACAAACCACUCUGCAAGUGUAAACAAGGGAGCGAUCGCUUCAACACUAACAAUGGCAACUCUUUUCUAAAGUAACAAUGUACAACAGUAGUACUUACCGCUACUUCAUAUAAAACGUCAGUCAGAAAGAAAAUGAGUGACGACUCUUAACCAUGCUUGUAUCUAAACAAACUAGCGGACGGUUGCACACCAAACCUGACCACAUGCGCAAGACAGUGUUUCCUUUGUACGGAGACAGGGAUCAUUGAGGUAAGACAAACCUUCUU